Messenger RNA from Tachyglossus aculeatus (Australian echidna), 2071 nucleotides. Its product is annotated as zinc finger protein 436-like. Gene Ontology annotation, molecular function: DNA-binding transcription repressor activity, RNA polymerase II-specific. The record is from RefSeq and is a predicted model, not a curated record. Bases 1 to 1749 code for a protein of 582 amino acids. NCBI's taxonomy places the organism in Eukaryota, Metazoa, Chordata, Mammalia, Monotremata, Tachyglossidae. Gene Ontology annotation, biological process: negative regulation of transcription by RNA polymerase II. The transcript has 4 exons.
AUGACGUCACGGGGGAAUCCGUUCGAAGACGGGGCUCUCAACGUCUUCGCCAAUCAGCGCCUGCGCACUGCCCCCUCCCACCCGCCGGGGUCCAGCGGCGCGCCCGUCUCCAUGGCAACCGGCUGGGGCCAGGAUGCAGCAGCGCCUCCCGGAAUGGCAGUGACGUUUGAGGACGUCGCCCUGUAUUUCUCGCUGGAGGAGUGGGCUCAUCUGGAUUCCGGUCAGCGGAAGCUCUACAGGAACGUCAUGUGGGAGAACUACAAAAAUGUGGUGUCACUAGGAAUUCUUCUUCCCAAACCGGACCUGAUUGCUUUGAUUGAGCAAGGAGAAGAGCUCUGGGGGCUGGAAUUUCAUGUAGCCGAGGAGAGAGGGAGCCGAAAAGCCGUCCGCACAGGAGACCGGACUGGGAAUCUGAGAGACAGUUCUCCAGGAAAACCUUCCCAUCCGGCUCAAAGAGGGGAGCUUGCCCUGGGUUCUAGGAGAAGCCCCUGCGAGGUCGAAGCCAGAUCAUCCACCGGAAGAAAAGGGAAACGCUUUUCCGGGUCUCGGGACCAGUCCCAGGGAAGGGGGAGGCCGGAAAAAGCCCUUCCCCAGGGACUGCGCUCAGCGCAUCGUCCGAUUCCCCGGAAGCCGGACUCCUCAGAUCAGGCUUCUUCCUUAAGCGAGCGGCAGAAGACUUUGUGCUGGAAAGGGCAACCGAGAGACCCCAAGGGACCGAAUUCGUACAAAUGCGGGAACUGUGGGAAGAGCUUCGAUUGGAAAUCCCGGCUCGUCCACCACCUGUGCGCUCACACCGGAGAGAAACCUUACGUGUGCGUCAGCUGCGGCAAAGACUUCAGCCAGAGCUCAGCCCUGUACCGCCAUCAGCGGGUCCACACGGGAGACAAGCCCUACAAGUGCGACGAGUGCGGGAUAGGCUUCUUUGAAAAAUCGGGGCUCUUCCGCCAUCGGCGGGUCCACACGGGAGACAGGCCCUAUAAGUGCGACGAGUGUGGGAAGGGGUUCAGUGAGAGCUUCAAUCUCUACGUCCACCAAAGGGUCCACACCGGGGAGAGGCCGUAUCGGUGUGGCGAGUGCGGGAAAGGCUUCAACCAGAGCUCCCACCUCUACGUCCAUCAGCGGGUCCACACGGGAGACAAACCCUACAAAUGCGACGAGUGCGGGAAAGGCUUCAACCAGAGUUCCCACCUCUACGUCCAUCAGAGGAUCCACACGGGGGACAAGCCGUACCGAUGCGGCGAAUGCGGGAAAGGAUUCAGUCGGAGCGCUCACCUCUACCAGCAUCGGAGAAGCCACACCGGGGAGAAGCCCUUCACCUGCGACGAGUGUGGGAAAGGCUUCACGCGGAGCAACCAUCUCGGCGUCCACCGGCGAGUCCACUCGGGCAAGAAGCCAUUCAAAUGCGAGGACUGCGGGAAGGGCUUUAGUCGGAGCGCCCACCUUUACCAGCACCAGAGGAUCCACACGGGAGAGAAACCCUAUAAAUGCGACGAGUGUGGGAAAGGCUUCACCCGGAGCUCCCAUCUUUACGUCCACCGGCGAGUCCACACGGGAGAGAAACCCUAUAAGUGCGACGAGUGCGGGAAAGGUUUCAACCAGAGCUCCAACCUCUACGUCCACCGGAGGGUCCACGCGGGAGACAAACCGUAUAAGUGUGAGGAGUGUGGGGAAGGCUUCGGCCAGAGCUUCAAAUAUUACCUUCAUCAGAGAGGUCACAAGGAAGAGAGGCUGUGCGGGUGCCCGGAGUGACGCAGGUCGAAGUCCGUGCCGACGGGGGGUCCGUCAAACUUUCCGUUGACCCAGGGGCAUUGCCGUUUGGGGCUUUCGGAGGCCUCGGGAAGCGGCUGGAAGCCUGUUGUAUGCGGAGCACUGUAUUAACUGCUUAGAAGACUAAGACACAGGCACAGAAGACACAGAACUUGCCCUCAAGAAGCUUCACAGUCUAAUAGGGGAGAAGGUUGGGCACAGCAGGAUCUCAACCCAAACUCUCCUAGCUAUUAGGGUCCCUCACGAAGCGUCAGGCCUCAUUCAUUCAUUCAUUCACUCGUUCAGUUGUAUUUAUUGAGCGCUU